Pogonomyrmex barbatus (red harvester ant) is the source of this 1114-nucleotide messenger RNA. Its product is annotated as dynein intermediate chain 3, ciliary-like. Lineage: Eukaryota; Metazoa; Arthropoda; Insecta; Hymenoptera; Formicidae. Gene Ontology annotation, molecular function: dynein light chain binding; dynein heavy chain binding. The record is from RefSeq and is a predicted model, not a curated record. Gene Ontology annotation, cellular component: outer dynein arm. Gene Ontology annotation, biological process: outer dynein arm assembly; cilium movement.
AUUUAUUUUUGCUCGAGCAUAAAUUUGUUACGUAUAUUAAGAUUAUAUUAAAGGUACGCUUUAUUAUCUGCAUUGUAUAAUAUUAUAUGCUAUAAAUUAGUAAGAUACACAGAGUAUAGAACAGAAUCAUAAAUAUUUAAUGCGAAACAAAGCGAAGCAACUACUCACGUAAAUAAAAAAAUAUAUCUCAUUAAUCGACUAACAUCUUGUUUGUAUCAACACCGGAGUUUCCUAUUGUCAUUUCUUCUCGGUGAUCUCGAAAUUAAUGUUGUUAUCGUGUCGCAGACAUGCAUAUGCUCGACAAGGAAGUAAAAGAUGAAAUUUUGCACAGUGAACAGAAUGCUGAUUUACGCGGAGGCUGCUGGAGCAGAUCCAGAUACUCGGUGUUCUUUACCAUAAAUGCGAUGGGUCUGUUGAAGGUGUAUGACAUUCUAACCGGCCUGGGCUCGCCAGUGACCACGUUUCGUGUCUGCAACGAGUGUCUCACGGCCAUCGCGCCUCACGAGAACGGUCAGCUCUUGGCAGUCGGUAGUCAUGACGGCAACAUAUAUCUGGUGGAAUGCUCCGAAGGGCAUGUAGUCAAUACCAAAACCGAUAAAGCGAAUCUUAUUGCUUAUCUUGAAAGGUGUAGUCAUUUUGAGAAGACCGUCGACGCACGAUUGAAGGAAAUACGCUUGAUGCAAGCCAGCGAGGAUUUUGCAACGGACCACUCGGCAUUCGUAUCAAAGGAACACAAGAACACAGAAAACAAUAAGGAGAGAAAUAAGGACAGGACGCAAGUUAAAGAAAAGGACGAGGACUCCAAGAAAAAAUUUCGAACAAGGAGAUUGGAAAAAGACGACAAGUCAUUCUUCGAAGAACUCGCGGAAUCAGAAGCGGCAUUUUUUCAAACAGUAAAAAAGGUAAAAAAGAACUUAAGUAGCUAAGAAGAAAGAAAGAAACACUUUCCGCAGGCACAAGAUUUUCUCUCAUGCUAUUUAGAAUGCGUCUCUUUGCGUUUUCCUUGAAGAAUUAAUGAGGGCUAUUAUAAAUUAGCAUUUUCAUAAUUUUUAUAAUGAUAGUAGAAUAACACGUUUUUUUACUCUUUUGCUUUAAGAUUGUUUUAUCACAACAU